Messenger RNA from Salvelinus namaycush (lake trout), 2087 nucleotides. Its product is annotated as guanine nucleotide-binding protein subunit beta-5a. Lineage: Eukaryota; Metazoa; Chordata; Actinopteri; Salmoniformes; Salmonidae. The record is from RefSeq and is a predicted model, not a curated record. The coding region runs from base 1 to 1062 and encodes 353 amino acids. The transcript has 11 exons. Gene Ontology annotation, biological process: G protein-coupled receptor signaling pathway; G protein-coupled dopamine receptor signaling pathway. Gene Ontology annotation, cellular component: cytoplasm; heterotrimeric G-protein complex. Gene Ontology annotation, molecular function: protein binding; signaling receptor complex adaptor activity.
AUGGCUACACAGGAGGUACAACCGAAUGAGACUCUCACUAACCUAAAAGCGGAAUCGGACACGUUGAAAACGAAGCUCGAGGACGAAAGAGCGAAGCUGCACGAUGUCGAACUCCACCAGGUGGCAGAGAAGGUGGAUGGACUGGGCCAGUUUAUCAUGAAGACCCGGCGGACUCUGAAGGGACAUGGAAACAAAGUUCUCUGCAUGGACUGGUGUAAGGACAAGAGGAGGAUCGUCAGCUCGUCACAGGAUGGAAAAGUGAUUGUAUGGGAUGCCUUCACCACUAACAAGGAGCAUGCAGUGACCAUGCCGUGCACCUGGGUGAUGGCCUGUGCCUACGCCCCCUCUGGAUGUGCAGUGGCCUGUGGUGGUCUGGACAACAAGUGCUCAGUGUACCCUCUGUCGUUGGACAAGAAUGAGAACCUGGCAGCGAAGAAGAAGUCUGUCGCCAUGCACACCAACUACUUAUCUGCUUGUAGCUUCACCAACUCAGACAUGCAGAUCCUGACGUCCAGCGGAGACGGAACCUGUGCAUUAUGGGAUGUGGAGAGCGGUCAGCUGUUGCAGAGUUUCCAUGGACACGCCUCUGAUGUUCUUUGUCUGGACCUGGCUCCUUCUGAGACUGGCAACACCUUCGUCUCUGGGGGCUGUGACAAGAAGGCUAACGUAUGGGACAUGCGCUCAGGCCAGUGCAUUCAGUCCUUCGAAACACACGAAUCAGACAUCAACAGUGUCAGGUACUACCCCAGCGGAGAUGCAUUUGCCUCCGGCUCUGAUGAUGCUACAUGUCGUCUCUAUGACCUGAGAGCAGACAGAGAAGUGGCCAUUUAUUCCAAAGAGAGCAUCAUAUUUGGUGCCUCCAGUGUUGACUUCUCUCUCAGUGGCCGGCUACUGUUCGGUGGCUACAACGACUACACCAUCAACGUGUGGGAUGUCUUGAAGGGGACGAGGGUGUCCAUCCUGUUUGGACAUGAGAACCGUGUCAGCACUCUGCGUCUGUCUCCUGACGGAACGGCCUUCUGCUCAGGGUCAUGGGACCACACUCUCAGGAUCUGGGCUUAAGGAAAACGACACAGAAGAGGAAAAACUGACCAAGUGAAUUCAGUGGUAGAUAGAUGGAGCCAGACGUGUUCCACUCUGCUUGAAUACAGUCAUAGGUUCAGAUUCAGUUGAACAUAUAUAUACACAGUGGUAAAGGGCAGGCAUUGUAAACACUCAGUCUUACUGUAGUGGUGUGUCAGGGUACGUUUGAACCGUGGUCUUUGACAAGUUAACAGUCAUUAUCAACAAAAAAAAAAAACCCCGCUAAAGAUACACUUUUAUUACGAGCUUUAAUAACGUAUCACAUUAAGUAUUUUAGAUCACGCAAGGUCAAUAUAUCUUCAUGAAAUUCAUAAUCACACACAGAAUGAUGAUAUAGCUACUCUAGUUUAAAGCAGGUGGUCUAAAGAGAACUCGUGUGAAGUAGAUGGUGAUGAAUAACAAAGUUUGAAAUGAAUCUAGUGGUGAAUAUACAGAGAGUAAAAGAGUUAGAGGAAGAAUGUCUUCAAUAACCUAAUGUAUAAGAUGUAGUAUGAUGCAAUGUUUAGAUUUGAGAUAUGAUGAAAAACAGUUCAUACAUUUGGAACCAACCCUCAAGAGUCACUAGUCAUCUUGGUUGAUGCCAGGACCAAUCAUCUUGGUCGAUGCCAGGACCAAUCAUCUUGGUCGAUGCCAGGACCAAUCAUCUUGGUCGAUGCCAGGACCAAUCCUCUUGGUCGAUGCCAGGACCAAUCCUCUUGGUCGAUGCCAGGACCAAUCCUCUUGGUCGAUGCCAGGACCAAUCCUCUUGGUCGGUGCCAGGACCAAUCCUCUUGGUCGAUGCCAGGACCAAUCAUCUUGGUCGAUGCCAGGACCAAUCAUCUUGGUCGAUGCCAGGACCAAUCAUCUUGGUCGAUGCCACAUUUUCCAUUCCAGUUCCUUUUCCACCUGUGGAAUUCACGUACUGCUUGAGAUGUUCACAUGACAAACACUAGAUAAUAUCUAGCUAACAUGAAUAUACAACCUUUUGUGAAUACCUACUUAUUUAAAUUCUUAGACUUAUCUAU